CUGUGCCCUGCUGUUCCUGGAAGCCACGGGAGGUUUUUUGGGAAUGUUGCACAGGGAAUUUCAGUACAAAUCUGUUGUUUCUCCUUGCAGGUGAGGCCAAAAUUCUGGAGUUUUUAAUGAUUCCUGCGUGGUUCCAGCCCGAGGUCCUUCCUUUCAGCUGCAGCUCACUGGAGGUCUGAAUUUUGUGUUUUCCCUCCUCCCAAACUUCCUCUCUCCCGUUUUCCCGCUGGAUCCCUGCCCAUGGAUCCCUGGAGCGCCGGCAGCACAGGGAUGCUCCCUGCUGGGUGCCGGCAUCCCCAGGACCUGCUCCCUGAUCCCGGAGGAUCCUGCAGCCCUCGGGAAGAGCUGGAAAAGCCACCAGAGCCAUGGAAAACUCGGCAGGAGCGCGGUCUGGCACUGGAGCCAUCCAUCCCUCCUGCCUGGGCAGGAUCCUGUGGGAAUGGGAGCUCUGGAAGCCUCUCAGCAGAGGGAAUUCCUUCCUUCCUUCCUUCCUUCCUUCCUUCCUUCCUUCCUUCCUUCCUUCCUUCCUUCCGGGAGCUGGGCCCUGGCACAGCUCCCUGGGCUGCUCAUCCCUCCAGCCUCUCCUUCCCAAAAAACCACUCCAGGAUGCUGGGAGAGGGUUUGGGAUGGGAUUCCCAGGGGUUGUCCUCACCCACGGCGCAGGAAAAUCCAUGGAUGGGGGAGGGAUUGGUGGUGGCAGCUCCUCUCCGGGAGAGCUUUGCCCUGUGCCAUGGACUGCCGGGAAACCAAUCCCGGAGCCUGCUGGAAGUGCUGGAAAACAGGGAAUGUUUGAUUUCGGUGUUUAUGGAGCGGCAGCAGGAGGGAAGGGCCGGGCUUUGGGAUCUGAUUGGGAAAAGUGGGAUAAUUCCUGGAUCAAACCCAGGCUGCCUCGUGCAAUACCAACCCGUAACACCGGGAAUUCCAGGAAUAAUCGUUCCCGCUCUGCCUCCCCCGCGGGAGCUCCCUGGAGCGGGGCGGAUUUGGGAUGCGGGGAUUUUUCCCCGCAGCUCCUCCCUCGCUCCCCGCACGGGCCGUGGCUCCUGGAGCAGGAAUUCUCCGCUCCCAGCCUGGAAUAAUGGCCCGUCCUGGUCUCCUCAGAAACCGCGGCUCCGCAUCCGCGCAUCCUUCGGAGCCUCGCUCCUGCUCCCGCGGCUUCUCCCGGCCGCGAUUCUCUGGAAUUUCUCCAAACCGGCAACUUUAGUUGGGGAUUUCUUUGUGUCACCUCAAAGGGAUUUUAACAAUUCCUGUGUCUCCUUCCUCCAGCAAACCCGAAUCCUUCGGGAAUAUUUUUAAUUCCCCACAUCUCCCCCUCCCUCCCCUCCCCAAUCCGAGCGUCGCUCCUGUUAUUUCCUGGAAACGCGGAAUUUCCCAGAGCUUUCCCAAACUUUCGGGGCUCCGUGAGGAAAAGUCUCCUCGUGGAUCGCGGAAGCUUCGUGGAUUUUGGAAGCAGCUCCUGGCGGGAUGUGGGAGCUCAUCCUGAAACUCCGCCAGCAGCCGGCGGAGCUCUCCCAGAGCUGCGGAGAAGGGAUUUAUUUCGGGAAUGUGGGAGCACAAACCCUGCUGCCAGGCAAGGCCUGUCCUGGGAGGCUGGGAAGGAAUUUUUGGAGCUGGCCUGGUGCUCUGGAUUCGGGGAGUUUGGGGGGAAAGUGAAGGGAAGGGAAGUGGCUUUUUUUGGUCUUUUCUGGAGGAGGGAAUGUGCCAAUGGAAGUGGGAGAUGGAAGUCUGGAUGUCUGGGAAGGGGAGGAGGUUGGGAAUGUCCCAAAAAUAGGAGCCUGAAAUUCGGAUAUCCGGGAAGGGGAGGAGGUUGGGAAUACCCAGGAGCUGGGAAUGCCCACAUCGGUGGGAGACCGGAGUUUGGAUGUCUGGGGCAGGGGAGCAACUUGGGAAUACCCAUCAGCUGGGAAUACCCACAUCACUGGGAGCCUGCAAGUCCAGGUCCUGGACCCCUUUCCCAGUUCCUGGAAGGAGCCGGAUUCGGUCCAGGAUCGUGGCCAUCCCUCAUUCCCAACCCUGCGCGUUUAUUUUCCUUCUCCCUGCGGACACUUCCAGAAAAAACUCCAGCCCUG
Messenger RNA from Corvus hawaiiensis (hawaiian crow), 2066 nucleotides. RefSeq lists its product as uncharacterized. The transcript is spliced from 2 exons. Bases 241 to 1293 code for a protein of 350 amino acids. The record is from RefSeq and is a predicted model, not a curated record. Lineage: Eukaryota; Metazoa; Chordata; Aves; Passeriformes; Corvidae.